CUGACGUCAGCGUUUAGCGGAAGGACCCGGAUCCUUCGUAAGCAGUGGAGUGAUCAAAUAAGAAAGAUAAAAAAGUAUUUAUUUACCGCAGGUGAUGUUCCUGAGCAUCCAUGAACACGCGUCGUCGCCACGGUCCUAGGAGCAGCCAGGAAGGCGUGUACCUAGGGCCUGCCCAGACCCAGUCACCGCUGAUCCAGCUGCAGGACCCACAACUCACAGGCCCCAGUCCACCGCCACCUGCCCCACUGGUGGACAUAAGCAACAUGUCGGGCAGGGACCGCACCAAUGAGUUCCAGUCAGUCUGCAGGUCACUACAGGGGAGACAGAAUGGGGUCCAGUCCAGCAAGCCAGCCCUCAGUGCAAUCAGACAGCACAGUGACUUUACCCUCAUGGCAAAGAGGAUUGGGAAGGACUUGAGUAACACUUUCGCUAAACUGGAAAAACUCACAAUACUUGCCAAAAGGAAAUCCCUCUUUGAUGACAAAGCUGUGGAGAUUGAGGAGUUAACCUACAUCGUUAAACAGGACAUUAACAGUCUGAAUAAACAGAUAGCACAGCUGCAGGGGUUUGUGCGCUCCAGACAGAGUCAGAAUGGCAAACAUCUACAGACACAUUCCAACACCAUCGUUGUUUCCCUCCAGUCAAAACUGGCAUCAAUGUCAAACGACUUCAAGUCAGUGCUGGAGGUCAGGACAGAGAACCUCAAAGAGCAGAAGAGUAGAAGAGAUCAAUUUUCUCAAGCCCCAGCAUCCUCCUCCCAUCUACAUGCCAGCAACUUCGGUAACUCAUUGUUAAUGCAGGACGACUCAAAAAGGACAGCUGAUGUCUCAAUAGACAUGGACAUCCGUGCCAGCCAACAGCUGCAGCUUGUCAAUGAACAGGACUCGUACAUCCAGAGCCGUUCAGACACCAUGCAGAACAUAGAGACCACCAUCGUAGAGCUGGGCUCCAUCUUCCAGCAGCUGGCCCACAUGGUGAAAGAGCAGGAGGAGACAGUGCAGAGAAUUGAUGGCAACGUGGAGGACACCCAGCUCAACGUGGACAUGGCACACUCAGAGAUCCUCAAGUACUUUCAGUCUGUCUCAUCCAACCGCUGGCUCAUGGUCAAAAUCUUCCUCGUUCUCAUAGUCUUCUUCAUCGUCUUUGUGGUCUUCUUUGCCUGAGGAGCAGGGGGGCACUUGGCUAAGGAUGAGAGAGGGAGGAAUUGUGCUGGAGGAGAGUAGUGGGGAGGAAAGAGGUGAAAUAGAGGGGAUGUGUAGGGAAUAGAGGAGUAGCUGGAAGGGGAGGUGUGUACCCUCUUUGUUUCUCCUCCUUUAUUUUUCCUUUCUCUCCUUGUGGUUUAAAGAAAAUACCACUACUAACACACAAUUCUACAUGUGUUAAGAUGUGGUUAUGCUGAUAAUGAAUAGCUGUAUGGUAGAAAGAAGAUGAAAAAUAUGAUUCUUGUUAUUAUUACCCUCCAUUAAAUGGAGUAAAUAGAUGAUGAUGAAAUCUAUGAUGGCAGGAUAGAAGACUAUUGCAGUUGGAUUGAAACUCUCCUGUUGUCUUUAUGCAUUAUUUCUGUAAUUUGUAGAAAACAUUCCUACUUCUUGAAGGACAGGGUCAAUCCAAAGAGAGAAAUUGAGUCGGAAUAGGAAACUGGUAGAUUCAUUUGGCCUUAAUAGACCUGUAUGCUGAAUCUCUGAGGGACAUUACUCCCCACAAUGCACCUCACUGCCAGCAGUAAUACCUCCUCUAGGAGGUUAGGGAUGAUUGACAAGUCCAUGUGAAUGCCCUCUGACUUUCAAUCUCUUCUUUGAUGGUUAGAAAAGCUGAUAGGAAAUGUUUUGGCAACUCUUAACUUAAACUGUACAUGCAUUGUGUUGCACAAUGCUAUCAUGCACAUGAAAGGACAUACAUCAUGACAGUCAACUUGACGUGGUUGACCUGAGAUAAAUGAAUGUACUGUGUAAGUGAACCAUUGCCAGUACUUCUGAUUGUUUUUGUUUUUCUCUAGUCAGAUACUGAACUGUAUGUGCAGAACUGCUUUGCCUUUAACAGCUACCAUAAAACAUAUUUGAAUUAAGAUACAUUAUUUUCCAUAAACUAGUUAUUUAAAUUAUGUUCAGUCAUGGUCUGCACAUAACACCUGAUGAGUGGUGUUUUACAGACAGAUGUUCUCCAUUUUCCACCCCCUGCCUCCUCCCUAAUACCCACCCACAUACACACACACACACACUUCAUAAAUGUUCAGAGCUCACCAUUUUUUUGAGGACUAAAUCUCAGUUUUAUCUAUGUCUCUGAGGUAUCUGUAAAGUGAAAUUAAUUGAAAUUCUGAUUUGUUAUGUCUCUCCCUUUUUGUUCAAGAGAAUGACUGAGACACUGAAAAAAAGAUUCAAAUAUACAAACUCAUCUGUUUAGCUCAUAUUCUGUAACCCAGAAAUAUUGGAAUGGACAUUUUUCAAGAUUUUAAAAUAUUUUUUAGCCUGCACUUUUUAAACUGUUUCACCCAUUUGCUCUCCUCUGUCUCUGGAUAUCUAGGAGGAAGUAUUGUAGGUCACAGCUCAUUUUAUUGAUAACCCUAAUUUCUGUAUUUUGUCAUAAACUUUGGUUGUAGAAAUUGCAAAUGUGUAAGCAAAAAUAAAAAAUAAUUUUUAACGUU
Molecule: messenger RNA, 2641 nt
Organism: Coregonus clupeaformis (lake whitefish)
Lineage: Eukaryota; Metazoa; Chordata; Actinopteri; Salmoniformes; Salmonidae
Product: syntaxin-5
Exons: 11
Coding region: 111-1163 (350 amino acids)
Biological process (GO): endoplasmic reticulum to Golgi vesicle-mediated transport; vesicle fusion; intracellular protein transport
Cellular component (GO): Golgi membrane; endomembrane system; SNARE complex
Molecular function (GO): SNARE binding; SNAP receptor activity
Source: RefSeq, a predicted model, not a curated record